CUUUGGAGUUACAACAUGUACACCAAAUAUCAAAAUGGGGCACAUCAAUAUUAGUUCAGCUGGCAUUUCAAAUUCAAUGAUGAUAAUUUCUGGUGGAAAAAGAUGAUUUUGGAUAAUGGGUUUUGUUCAAACUUCCAACCUAAUCAAUUAUAGGAAAACAACUGUAAAUACCAACUACUUGAAAUAGCAAAAGCUAAGUCUCUAUUACUCUACGGAUAUCAAAAUCACUAACCAUUUUGACUGAUCAUACUUCAACUAAAGCAAUUUCUUGAUCAAGAGGAGUUUGUGAAGAUGGAGACAUACAUUUAAAACUCCAAAAUUGCAUGUAGUAUCAAAGAGACGACGCGAUUCUUUGCUUUGCAACAUGGUUCUUACUGCAGUCUUGAUCCUCGUCUCUCUUUCAAGCGUCGUCUGUUUGAGUUUUGAAGGCGGGGAUGUAUCUGCAGUCGGGGAUCCGGGCAUGAAAAGGGACGCCCUAAGAGUGGCGAUAGAGUCGUGGAAUCAAUGCAACGAAGUCGGAGAGGAAGCACCUAACAUGGGAAGUCCAAGAGCAGCUGAUUGCUUUGACAUAUACAAAGCUUCUCCUCAACAAGGAGAAGAUCAGUGCUCACUCUGCAGCCAAGUGCCGUACGUGCUCGUGCACCGUGUCACGGAGGAGGAAAACCGGCUGGGAAUUGGGCAGCCAUUUCUCGGAGUCGAUCAAGAUUCACUCACAAAUGUUGACCUAUAUGCAGCUGAGAAAGAGCUCUAUUUAGGGAGUAAAUGUCAAGUAGAAGACAUACCCAAUCCAUGGCAGUUUUGGAUGAUCAUGCUAAAAAACGGCAACAUGGAUACCUAUGCCGGUAGAUGCCCCCAAAACGGGCGAAAAAUAGGCCCUUACGGCCCCGACAGCCAGUUUCCUUGCUUCGGAAAAGGCUGCAUGAAUCAACCAUUGAUCUACCACGACUACACCUCGUUGCAAGGGCCUAACAGAACUCGACUGAGGGGCCGUUUCUACGGCUCGUGGGACUUGGAUUCAGAUCCUAGCAAAGGGAUGCAAGAAGGCAACUUUUCUUACCAUUCGGUUACUUGGGAGAAGGAGCUUGGGGAAGGAAGCUGGAUCUUUCACCAUGUUGUACGAACGUCCGUCAAGUAUCCGUGGCUGAUGCUUUAUCUGAGAGCCGAUGCCACCACCGGAUUUUCCGGUGGCUACCACUACCCUACAAGGGGAAUGAUGAAGAUAUUACCAGAAUCACCUGAUUUUGUAGUGAGAUUCAGUCUGAAUGUGAUUAGCAGCGGAGGGCCGAGCAGCCAGUUCUACUUGAUGGACAUCGGCAGCUGCUGGAAGAACAACGGGCAGCCAUGCGACGGGAACGUGACUUCAGACGUGACGCGUUACAACGAGAUGAUCUUGAAUCCGGAGACGCCCUCAUGGUGCCAUCCGGAGGACUUCAAACUCUGCCCACCAUACCACACUUUCCCAAACGGCAGCCGUGUGCACCGCAGUGACACCGCUCGUUUCCCCUACGAGGCGUAUCACCUGUACUGCGCCCCUGGGAAUGCGGAGCACGCAGAAGCACCCAACAUUGUGUGUGAUCCAUAUAGUAACCCUCAGGCACAGGAGAUUCUGCAGAUUGUGCCUCAUCCUGUUUGGGGUGAGUAUGGUUAUCCAACAAAGAAAGGGGAGGGCUGGAUCGGAGAUCCCAGAACUUGGGAGCUCGACGUCGGGAGGCUGUCGGAAUCCCUUUACUUUUACCAGGAUCCAAGCACUGCACCUGCAACAAGGCGAUGGACAUCCAUAGAUUUGGGAACUGAGAUUUUUAAAGCUCCCAAUCAAGUGGCAGAAUGGACUGUCACUGAUUUUGACAUUCUUGUACCCACAAUAUACUAGAGAGAGAGAGAGAGAUGAUUCAGUAUCCUAAGCAUAAACUUACUGUAUGAUCAUUCUUCAGAUUCAAUUUUCUUCAACUACCUGUACAGAUUGUAGGGCUGGCAAUUUCUUGUGUGUUGGGCCCUUAUCGUGUAGACACGAUGAGACCAAACACAAACAUGAUAAGGCUGGACACUAAUCCAUUAAUUUUGUUGCAUGUUUGUAUCUGUGUCUAAAAUUGCCAAAUAAAAUAAAAUGCAUAACUGUUUUAUCUA
Salvia miltiorrhiza (redroot sage) is the source of this 2124-nucleotide messenger RNA. RefSeq lists its product as uncharacterized. The record is from RefSeq and is a predicted model, not a curated record. The transcript is spliced from 3 exons. NCBI's taxonomy places the organism in Eukaryota, Viridiplantae, Streptophyta, Magnoliopsida, Lamiales, Lamiaceae. Bases 365 to 1870 code for a protein of 501 amino acids.